AUGGCGUCUUGGGAUGUGUCAGCCGUGGGGCGCUGGCUUGAGACUGCAGGCUUUGAGGACCUGGUCUCUCGGUUUGAAAACGAACAGAUUGACGGCGAAGUGCUCCACCGUUUGACUCUCGAAGAGUUGCAGCUGUUGAAGAUACCUCUCGGCCGGGGCAAGAAGCUCCUCGAUGCCGUCACCGAAUUGAAGGCUCAUCAGAGAAUGUCUCAACCUCGAUCGACAUGGUCAGCUGGAGAUGCCAAGCGCCUGCCUCCUUUGAUUUCUCCGUCCUCAGACAUGGCCAGUGCGUGUCUGUGUCAGGUGAUUUUGCUGAUGGGACCGCCGGGGACCGGAAAGUCGACACUUGGAAACAGACUGGCAGAGAAGAUGGGGGGUGAGCAUUUUGACCUUGGUGAGCACCUGCGGAGUGAAGGAAAGUCAGGACAGCCACAGACUAUGCUUUUGAACUUCUUGGGGGCUGCAGUGGAGAAGGGAAAGAAGAGGGCUGCACUGGGUUUGGGUCCACAUAUGGCAUUCAUCAAUGGUUUUCCAAGAAUGAUGGAUGGCUUUGAAUUUUGGGAAGAAUUGGAAAAGGUGGUCAAGCCAAGCCUCGUCCUUGUUCUUGAAGCACCCGAUGAUGUGCUGAAAGCGCGAGUGAUUGACAGAGCUCGGCCUGAUGAUCAGAAGAGUUUCGAGGAGAGGUUGACCUUUUACCGACGCCAAACUGAUCCAGUCAUAACUGCAUUCCAUGAUACGGGGCGAACGCGGUUCAUUGACGCGACAGGAAGCAUCGAGUUUGUUGAGGCUUCUGCCAUCUUCCAUUUGCAAACAGCGGUCUUGUUUGCGUGCGGCCAGCCGGAGAUCUAUGGUAAAGUAUGUGAUGAAGUGGUGGACCUUGGUUUGCCCUACCAAGUCACCUGCCUUGAUGUUGCAGAAGUGCUUGGAGAUUCUCAGGUGGUGGUGGACAAGAUUUUGAGUGUGGUCCGCGAAAGGCCCGGUUCAGUCAUCCUUCUGAAAGGAUUUCCAAGAACUCAGGAGGAUUUGAAAGCAUGGCGACUUGUGGAAGUGCUAAUGGUACUUGACUUUGACUCUAAGAUGGACUUCUCCGGCUACUUUACACGUGGGUUCAAAGAUGCAGGACCUGCUACAAGAAACACUGUCAGCCAAUUGAUUCGGAGCUGCCAGCCUUUGCAUGUAGCUGUGCCAUUUGCUGCCACAGGGCUGCUGAGGAAUUGGAUGGAUGCAGCAAGAUAUAUUCAAUGGUGGGACCCCAGCAAGUUUGAAAGCUUUCAACCUCAAUAUGCUGGGUAUCUCAAGGACCAAGUGGCCAAGCACAAAGGCAUGCCAUCAUUAUAUGUAAGGCCAUCUGACAGCCCACCACUUGACGCAUGGUUGUUUUGGCUGACACAUCUUCUGCAUGCAGGCUCAUAUGAAACGUAUUGCGAUAAAGUUUUGCACCGCAUGGUUGGCCCCCUGCCUCCACCGGUGUCUUCCGGUCUGACAAAGACCCUGGAGCGCAAGAAGUUUGCAGCCGUCACAGGCAAAAUGCUCUUGGAUUCUGAUGCCUUGGCAAGUGCUCCUUUGGCCUUUGUCGAUGGCUUGGCCUCCUUGCACAAUGCUGGCUUAUUUCCCAUGAGUGACCCGCGAGCUCUUUGCUUUGGUUCCUCCGAACCCGGCAGCAUUGCCAAUGAACUUAUGCUUCUUUUGGCUCUAUAUUACCGGCGCUUUUUGAUUGUCAUGGGUGAGGCUGGCGAACACAGCAAGGCUGGGCCUUCUGCCGAGAUGGAUUGGAUUUGGCAUGCUCACACUACCCACCCCGCUGUGUAUGCUGAUGAUUGCCGACGUCUUUUUGGCCACGUGAUUCCGCACAUCCCGUGCAAACGCUCGGAUGCUCCAGUUGGAGAAGAGAAAGACGAGGGACAGGUUGCGAUGGGGCAGCUCAACAAACUAAUGCGCAGCAAGCUUCAGGCACUCGCCACGAAAGAGAAGGCCAAAUUAGAGAAGGCUACACUUUGGCCGUUUCGGGAUAGCAAGCUUGGCGCAGAGGAUGAUAUCAUCACUUUGGGAUGCUUUAUUCCAGGUGGUGAUCGCGAGUGGUUGUCAGGCAAGAUCCGCUCCGUUGAUGCAAGCAUCGGAGAAGCUUUGUCUCGCAGCCUCAAGGAGCCCUUGGCUUGGGAGUGCCCACUUUCCACUGCAGCGCUUCAAAGAGAUCCCGACUUGGUGGAAGUGAUUGUUCGCUUGCUCUCAGGUGAAACUUUGCUGGAGAAAGUCAUGACAAGGGAUACCAAGAUUGCUGAGAUUGAGCGCUUGCUGAGAUCUACAGGCGGCGAGCGUGAGGAUCUCAAAUUCUUUGUUGAUGGCGCUCAGCUUGCAUCAACAGAUACCAUUGGAGAGACGGAUGUGGUCAACGGUGCUGUCAUCAACAUGGUUCGAGUCAAGAAGCCCAAGCCGAAGCCAAAGCCAGUGGCGGUUGUGCGUGCCGUCAGUUCUGACUCAGAUGAUUGGAGAUGCACGUGCUUCACAAACGCGUGCAUAUUCCACGUCCUGAAGUCUGGCCGUCAGGUAAGCACAAAGAUGCAAGAUUUGCAGGAGGGAGAUCUAGUACACACAGGUUCGACCGAGCUGGAAAAUCGCUUCCGAAGGGUGACACGCAUUUGGCGCUGCCCAGUGCCAAAGCACAAAGCCUUCACAGUGGAGUUACGGCCUGGCUGCCGUUUGACUACGGGGCAUCCGGUGCAAGUGGCUGGACAUUGGCGCCGGCCGGAGUCGUGUGGAAAGGUCGAGGAGACACAGGAGCCGUUUGUGUACACUCUUGAGCUAGAAGGGCAUGUGGAUACUGUGCUCGUGGGCCGAGAUGAGAAGAAAGCAAUGAUGUGUGCAGCCUUGGGUGUGUAUUGUGGUGAGAGUUUUGGGUGGAACUUGUUCACUAGAAAAACCAGACCUUGUGACAGCUUAUCAUGCAAAAAGUGUGAAGUGGCUGUCGUGCCAAGCCUCAACUUUGCCACAGUGACACCGGACAUGCUCGAAGUCAAGUACGCGCCAUACUGA
Messenger RNA from Durusdinium trenchii, 3030 nucleotides. The record is from the annotation of a GenBank genome assembly. Lineage: Eukaryota; Dinophyceae; Suessiales; Symbiodiniaceae.